Fusarium vanettenii 77-13-4 is the source of this 1986-nucleotide messenger RNA. RefSeq lists its product as uncharacterized. The record is from RefSeq and is a predicted model, not a curated record. The coding region runs from base 1 to 1986 and encodes 661 amino acids. NCBI's taxonomy places the organism in Eukaryota, Fungi, Ascomycota, Sordariomycetes, Hypocreales, Nectriaceae. The transcript is spliced from 4 exons.
AUGGACCAGGCAACUCGCCCCCAAAAGCCAUCCAAGGCAGGUGAACGAGUCUUCAAGACAAAGACUUGCAACAUCCCCAGUCUCACCGAGCUCCGCAAGUCGCUCGGUUACGGGCACAGAGGGGAAGAGCAAGAUAUCGCCUUCAAGAGAGCCCUCACAGCCCAAGUUGAAACCUUUGUUUCCAGAGACAACCUCCCCGGUGUCAGCUUCACAAAGUGGAAGACACCUGCCCACCAGAAAGGCCUGCGGGAGAUAACCAAGGACUUCCUUGCUAUCAAACAAAAAGGUCCUGAAUUCUGGCCCAACGACCCCAACUCGUCCAACAGGCGGCCUCUCGAGUACCCAAGAGACUACGAAGAGAUACAUCGUCUCUUGACAAAAGUGUUUUACCGCACCGCUCAGGAGCACAAGCGGAAACAAUCCACGCCCUUAACUCCCAAAGAGUCGACUGAGAAACCCAAGUCUACCUUCACUAAGCAACGUCAUCCAAAAACGACCUCGGGCGAACAAAGUUCGCGACGAGCCUGCCCAGAUUCCAGGGGCCAAAGCGCCGACGACCCCAUCGAGCUUGACAACAUGCAGUCUACAAGAAAUGUUUCCGGACCAUCUGCGGACGUCAACCCCUCUGCAGAACCGUCCCGGAGGUUCGCCCGUGAGUUUUUUAUGCCCCCUGAACUACCAGAUGGCAUCCCCCCUGAGGAAGGGCCUAUCGGUCGACCAUGGGAAACACGAGAUGAUUUUCUCGAUCCUCACGUCCCUCGAAAUAACAAUACAACUUCAAACAUCCCUUCCCAUGCUGCAACUGCUGAGGAUCCCUAUCAAGAGCCCGACAGCCCGACCGAAGACACCCAUGUUCCUCGAGAUCGCGGGAAACGACCGGCACAAGGGGACUACUCAAUUCAAGAUGUUCGCCCGGCCAAAGUCCUCCGACAAGCACGAGACAACAUAGAAGUCGGGCCUGGAUCAUCAACCAGGGGCCCGUCUUCCAAUAACUCAUGUGCCAACGCACCUUCUGCCAAUAACUCGUCUUCCAGUUUUGCUCCCACCAGAAUCCCUUCCCAAAAUGUUCCAUCGGUCGAUCCCCCUUCUGCUGCACCCCGGCCCGUCAGGAAAAGGGUUCGGAUCCAUCACGAGCAAACCCGAGCCUCAAGUCGGAUCCGGAACCAAACUCAGCACCCGAAUUUCGCGGACGAGCAGACCUCGCGUAGGGCUAUUCUCACGUCUUCUUCGGAAGAUGAAGAAGAACAAGAAAAUGAAAGAGAUGAUGGGCUCCGAGAACCGCCACGCCCUACAGACAAUGUCCCCAACGACACAUCUCGUCAUGAGAAUCCCUCUACAACUGCGCCUCGUGGUAACGCUACAGCGCCAGCAGCAGAGAAAUCAUCGUCAAAGCCCCGUAAAAAUGCCGCCAAGAAACAGGCUUCGACCAAGAAAACCUCCAAGCCCAGAGCACCCAGGUCUAACGCGAAGCGUGGUCCGGCGCAAGAAUCCCCAGCCGGGCCCAGCACCCAGCGCAACUCUACGCAGCAGCAGGCCAAUGGCAGUUCGACAUCUGGGUCAGGAACUCGUCAGUCUCAAACAGGCCAGCCCCAGACCGAGCAGAACCAGCCAGCUCGUAACAACACCGCGCCAAGUGCGGAAGAAAGACAAGUUAUUGAUUCUUCAUCCUUCUUCUUCCUCAGACACGACGACAGAGCGUACAUGCCCUGGACGCCCGCAGCCAACGCGUUGCAGAUCUUGUUCCAGAUGUCCCUCUCCGAGCUCAUGCAGGAUCUAGGAUGGGACAAUGCCCAAACGCUCUACAUGAAGCUCGAUGACAGCGCCAAACUCCUUGAUGAUCCAUAUGCAGCGAACUUUAAUCCAGGCGAUAAUGACAUGUUCAAUGAAAUGAGGCGCGUCUGGGUUGGGGAGAUGCAACGGUGCUACCAGCGCACCACAGAGCCAAACUUGAAGUUUACACUGCACUUCAAGAAAAAGAAGGCGUAA